GUGGGUUGUGGUGAGAAGAGACGAGGUGGAUGAGGUUGCCUCAUAUGCUAGCUAGGAAUAGGAGAGGAGACUAUUCUAGCUAGAGCUAUAUAGCUAGCACGCGCCGGCAGAGCUAGCGAGAGCAGGCCAGCCACGGCACAACCAGCAGCUGCAACUGCCACUGCAGCUGCAUGCAUCUGUACUUGGUGGCGAGAGGGAGGAAGCUUUAAGCCUAGUCGUCUCCUCCGUCCCCUCGGCUGGCUCUUACUUGCAUGGUCCCCCGGCCGGCCCUCCUCCUCUUGCUCUCCGACCUCACCGCAGUCACGGCGCCCAUCCCGGCCCCUUAAAACCGCACCAACUCGUUGCCAAAUUCUUGAGCUCACACCCACAUACACGGAAACAUAUACCAAGCUUGCUGGUCGCCUCACAACCUACGACGAAAUUAAACAAGCUCUAGCCAGCUAGAAUUCUUCUUGGGGGCUCGCUCGCAGCCGGCCAUGGCGAAGCCGCAGGAGGUGCGCAGCGUCGACUCCUUCUCGCAGCUGCCGUUCAUCCGGCCGGCCCCGGCGCCGGCGCAGCCGAGGGACGCCACCAUCCGGCUGUUCGGCUGCGACUUCUCCAACGACCAGCAGCGGCAGGCCAAGCAGCAGCAAGACGCCGCGUCCGACUCCCCCGACAACGCCAACGGCAGCACGGUCACGUCCGAGAGCAACGGCGGCGCCAAGAGCGGCGGCGCGGCUGCGGCGGCCGCGGCCGCUGCGGCCGCCGAGAGGAAGUUCGAGUGCCACUACUGCUGCCGCAACUUCCCGACGUCGCAGGCGCUGGGCGGGCACCAGAACGCGCACAAGCGGGAGCGGCAGCACGCCAAGAGGGCCCACCUCCAGGCCUCCCUCGCCAUGCACCGCUACGUGCCCGGCCACAUGUACGGCCUCUUCAACUACCACCACCACCACCUCGGCGGCGGCGGCGGCGGCCGCUUCGUCGACCACCCGGGCGCGCCGCCGCCGCUUCCGCUACCGCUGCCGCCCCCGCCGCCGGCGCACUACCCGAUGUGGACGAGCGCCAGCCCCGCUGGGCCCUACGGCGGCGGUGGCCCAGGCUCCAUGUCGCAGCCAAUCAACGGCAGCCCGGUGCCGGCGGGGCUCUGGAGGGUGCCGCCCCCUGCUGCGACAACCACUACUGCCAUGGAGAAUUUCGGCAUGUCCGGCCGGCACGGCGCUGGUGGCACGGCUAUCAUCCAGCCUACCCUGGUCGGGCCGGCUGGUGGGGAGGCGGCUGCAUGCAAGGAGGAGAAGGCGGCGAUGAGCUUGUUGUCCCCCUCGCCCUCGCUCUCCUCUUGCUCGUCCACGUCGCCGGAGAAGAAGCUAGGUAGGUGUGAAUUGGGCCACCAGAAGGAGAGCGUUAGCUUGGAUCUCCAUUUGUAAUUCUUUCUUGUUUAUUUAUUUUUAUUUAGGUCUCCGAUCUCCCCCUUGCUUGUGGAUUAGCAGUUGCCAGCGCAUGUCAAAUUCUCAUAGUUUUCUAAAUAAUCGUUUCUACGUACUCUUUUUUUGCCGUA
This is a messenger RNA of Sorghum bicolor (sorghum), 1534 nucleotides long. Its product is annotated as zinc finger protein 8. Gene Ontology annotation, molecular function: DNA-binding transcription factor activity. The coding region runs from base 477 to 1403 and encodes 308 amino acids. The transcript has a single exon. Gene Ontology annotation, biological process: trichome morphogenesis; response to gibberellin; trichome differentiation. The record is from RefSeq and is a predicted model, not a curated record. Lineage: Eukaryota; Viridiplantae; Streptophyta; Magnoliopsida; Poales; Poaceae.